Cylicocyclus nassatus is the source of this 249-nucleotide messenger RNA. The record is from the annotation of a GenBank genome assembly. Lineage: Eukaryota; Metazoa; Nematoda; Chromadorea; Rhabditida; Strongylidae.
AUGGAAAAGCUGAUUCUACUACUAUUGCUCGUGCAAACUGUCUUUUCUCUUACCCGAGAAGAACUUCUGGAACAUUUGAAAGAAAAACAAGAAACAGCAAAUACAUUCGACUCCCGUGUACCAAGAUUGAUUCGACCGAUCGGUUAUGUCGAUGAGAAACCCAUUUGGCCUCGUGUACUGGAAAAAGUCAAGUCCGAAGCCGAGCUUUUCUUCGAUGACGAUAACUUCGCUUACAAGAUAAGUUUGUAG